AUGUUACUUUUAUUCUUAAUUGCGCUUAUUCUAUGCAUUGGUAUUACGAUUUAUUACCUUCUUGGACUACGACAACGUUAUAAAUACUUUGAUCAACGUGGUAUUUCUACGCCACCCUAUGAAUUUUUCUAUGGUCAUCUUAAAACAUUAUGGAACAGUGCAUCCUAUCAUCGUCAGCUCGAAAGUUGGACAAAAGAAUAUGGAAAGAUUUAUGGAAUAUAUGAAGGAGCUGUUCCAACAUUGGUUGUUAGUGACCCUAAUUUUCUUCAAGAAGUAUUUAUCAAACAAUUUUCUUCUUUUCCUGGACGAAAGCCAACUUUCGGAGAUUUCAGAAGUCAAAGCCUUUUCUCCGCAGUGGGUGAAAAAUGGCAUCGAUUUCGUCAUGUAAUAAAUCCAGCAUUCUCUUCAGCAAAACUAAAAAUGAUGUGUCCUCUUAUCAAUGAAUGUGUUCGUGAUACAAUGGAAAAAUUAGCUGAUCAUGCAAGAGAUGGUACUGAAUUCAAUAUCUUUUUAUACUAUAAACAAAUGACGAUGGAUGUCAUAUGCCGAUGUGCAUUUGGACUCGAUACUGAUUUACAAAACAAUCCGAACAAUAUAUAUUUUAAAAAAUUGGAAGAAAUCUUUGGUCGCAAUGUUAGAUCAAGUGGCUUUUUCAAACUUGCUAAACUGAUGCCUCAAUUAGCGAACAUCAUUGCUAAAGUCCUUUUUAGUAUCAUCAAUACAAAAACAUUCAUUAAUAAGCAUGUCAUGCCUUGGAUAUCCAAAAAACAAUUAAAUGAAUUCCCUGUUGUAUGGCUUCUCAAUCGACUACGUGAAGUUGUUGAUGAGCGACAGAAGACGGCUACUUCACGUGUCGAUGUUCUUCAACUAAUGUUAGAAGCGUUGAACGAAGAGAAAACUAAUGAUGAAAUGCAGGAUAGCAGCAAAACAAAUUAUUGGCUAACUCGAGAAGAAAUUGCCAAUAACGCCUUCAUCUUCAUGUUGGCAGGAUAUCAAUCAACAUCGACUGCUUUAGCCUAUGCAACGUAUGAACUUGCCAGACAUCCAAAAGUUCUUCAGAAACUUCAAGCUGAAAUUGACCAACUUCCAUUCAAUGAUGAUGACAAUUUCGAUGAAGAGAUGAAAAAAUAUUCGAAUUACGAUGUAGUCGCUCGGAUGCCUUAUAUGGACAUGUUUAUUUCUGAAGUAUUAAGAAUGUAUCCCAUUUCAAACUCGGCCAUUCAAAGAUGUGCCUCCGAAGAUACAGUUGUACAAGGAAUCAAAAUUGAUAAAGGUAAUCAUCAACGAAUCCAUUAA
This is a messenger RNA of Adineta steineri, 1296 nucleotides long. The record is from the annotation of a GenBank genome assembly. Lineage: Eukaryota; Metazoa; Rotifera; Eurotatoria; Adinetida; Adinetidae.